AACCUUGGGAAUCUAGGACACUUGUGAUCGCUGCACACAUGGAACCAUGAAGUCCAACGCCUGCUCUGAGGUUCCCCCGCGCAUUUUAUCCUCCUUGGGAUCCCUGCCUGAUGUCCCGAGCAUUCGCAGCUCUCUCCUCCAUCCGCAAGACUACAAUGUCUAACAUGGACAAGUACGAGUCGUUCUUUCGUUACACUUCCGGUCGUUGGCUCUACAACGAGAAAGAACAGCUCGCGAUACGUUACGUUCGUUUCAAUGUCGACGCUCUAAAGAAGGUCGCUGCCGAGGCUGUCGGAGCCAGCUAUUGCACCGACAUCAGGAAGACGCAUGAGGCAUUCAACAAGAUAUUCAUGCUUCGGUUCGACAACAAUGCUGAACUUGUUGCGAAAAUCCCGACGCCUCUCGUGUCUCCUCCACACCUCUGCACCGCAUCAGAGGUCGCUACAAUGGACUACGUCCGGAACGUCAUGGGCCUUCCUGUCCCCAAAGUCUUCGGAUGGUGCUCUCGAGCCGAAACCACUGACGUUGGUGCUGAGUACAUCCUCAUGGAGAAGAUCGACGGCGUUUGUCUUCAAGAUUGUUGGCAGGCGAUGAAUGCGGAUGAAGCGAAAGCCGCGAUAAAUGACGUUGUUGAUGCACAGUGCCACUUUGCCCAUACCCGGUUCUCCCAAAUCGGCAGUUUGUUCUACAAGGAUGAUGUGGACCUAUCGCUUCGUGAUCGUCCGUUGUAUGCCAAUGGGACCGAUGGUAACUCUGAGUCGCCCCGCUUUUGUAUCGGUCCUUUAAUGCGGUGGGAUCUAUGGUGUCACGACCGUCAUACUCUCAACGUUGACCAUGGUCCAUGGCCAAACCUGCCGUCCUUCCUCUCUGCUCUUGGUCGAAAGCAAUCUGAAUGGCUCAGAUUGGUUGCGGCCAACCGUAGCCAACGUUGUGCACUCCGCCGCGCGCCUCGUGACGAGUCGCCUGAUAUACACAUUCGAUGGAUCGAGCGAUUCUUGACCGUUCUGCCCCAUGUUGUUCCUCCGGUUGAGUUACAGGUCCCAGUUUUAUGGAAUGACCUCGAGGCUACCAGUCUAGUAGUGCAGCCAAAGGAUCACCAUCCCGUAAAGGCAAUCCUGGAUUGGCAGUACUCACAUCUAUCGCCUCUUUUCCUACAAGUGAGGCUUUGUGAAGCCUUUCUGUUUGAGGGUGACGAACGCAUCACCCUGCCUCAAGAAUUUUCGAUGCCCAGAAAGCCGCCAAAUUACGAUAGUUUACCCGACGAUGAGCGGGCUUACUUGGACCGGGAGUAUGAGCUCGCUGUCAGACAGCGUGUGUACGAGGGUCUCCUUCGAGAGCGUGUUCCAGUGACCUAUACACUCCUUGAACGUCCGCAUCAAAUGCAAACUCACCUCGGCAUCCUCGAACUUUCCCGUACCUGGUAUAAUGGUCUUCAUCAACUUCGCGAUUAUUUAAUCCAACUGCAGUUGUGGUGGGACGACAUUGCACCAAGUGUGCCCUUCCCUAAUCCAGCAGGCGAUGAAGAGAUUGAGCGACACAUUGUAGAAUGCAGUGGAUUCGAGAUAUAUUCCGAGAACGUGGAGCAGCUCAGGAAGGAGCUAGGGGUUGACGUGGAUGGUUGGGUUAGUAAUGAACGCUUUGACGAAGUGAUGAGGCGUAGCGAAGAACUUAAGUCGGCAUGGAAUACUAAAGCGAUGGCAGGACCUUGGCCCUUCCAAGACGGGAGGUACUCAUAUUACUUGGACUUGUGACCAGCAAAAUAGCUUCUACAAGACAGAUUUAUAUGUUUACAGCAGCGGUUGCUUCGUUGUCAAUGCAUCACUUUAUUCUGGUUCUGGGUUCAACGGAAGGCAGGUUAGCGCCGCGAAGGCUUUUACCCGUGAUUUAUACGUUGAAGAUAGAUGAUGUCAUUCAAAGGGAUCUCGAGUACGUAUCGUUUAAUACGAGGCAGCGGCAAGACGCCCUGUCAAAAAUCAAGCCAGUACGAAUAGCCUCCAUCCUGGAAAGGAUAUGGACCGCCCAUCUCCUCCUCAUUCCAUCGAAAUUUCAUCUUCUCAUUCAGUUUCUUCACCUGCAGAUACUGGUUGUGCGACACCUCUCCAUCGAACCCACUCCCCAAAUCUGCCCUCAGACUCUCCACGUUCUCCUUGUAUAGAACGGUGCGCUCAUAUUCCGUUUCGUGCCGCUUAAGUUCAGUUUCAUCAAUGGGACAUGGAAAUGGUUGGCCAGGUGCAAUAGAGUCCCAUUCACUCUGAAUCUCAACCAGAAUCUGGCGCAGAGGGCUGACACCAUGGAACCACGAGGCAAAUAGUUCGAUCAUAAAGGAGGUCAACCAGGGUCGGUAAGGAUGAUGAAGUGCCGCCCAUUGUGAGGGGCAUCUCUGAUACAUGAAAGAUUGAUAGAGCUUCCAUCGUAGUGCGAGACCCUGCUGGAUGCGUAGAUACCUCUUCUCGUCAGGCGGAAGCUCAUCAUAAUUGGCCGGCAUUCGAGGCUUCUCAUUGCCAGGGACGAUUUCAAUACGAGGGUCCCCGUCAUAAACAAUAUAUGCGGCA
This is a messenger RNA of Somion occarium, 2552 nucleotides long. Lineage: Eukaryota; Fungi; Basidiomycota; Agaricomycetes; Polyporales; Cerrenaceae. The record is from the annotation of a GenBank genome assembly.